UUAUAAAGACUGGGGGGGAGAGUCUCAUUCCUGGCAAAGCUGGCUCAUCUCCCUCGUUUGCUGUCCUGGGGCCGCAAGGAUGAAGGUGGUGAACCUGGAAUUCGAUCCUUCUGAGAUUUACCGGCCAGGCGUCGAGGUGGAGAAUGGAAAGGCAAAGGAAGAGUACAGGAAUUUCAAGGAGGGGCCGCUGAUGGAGCGAGUCUACAACACCUACCUCCUGAUGCACACCCACCAGACCACGGAGUUUGUGCGGAAGAAGAACGAGGAGUAUGGGGGGUGCAAUCGCCACCAGAUGACCAUCAUGGAGGCCCUGGACCUUCUGGACAACGUAGUGGACGAGUCAGACCCAGACAUUGAUGUCCCCAACUCCUAUCAUGCGUACCAGACGGCUGAGGGCAUCCGGAAGGCUCAUCCUGACAAAGAUUGGUUCCACCUGGUUGGACUGAUUCAUGACAUUGGGAAAAUCUUGGCACUGGCUGGCGAGCCACAGUGGGCUGUGGUUGGAGACACUUUUCCAGUGAGCUGCAAGGUCCAGCCGUCAGUUGUCUUUUGGGACUCCACUUUCCACAACAAUCCUGACGUGAAGAACCCCUUGUACAACACCAAGUAUGGGAUCUACCGGCCCAACUGCGGCUUGGAGCACAUCCUGAUGUCAUGGGGCCAUGACGAAUACAUGUACAAAGUGAUGAGGCACAAUAAGUUUGCUCUCCCUGAAGAGGCUUACUAUGUGAUUCGGUUCCACUCCUUUUAUCCGUGGCACACCGGUGGGGACUACAUGCACCUCUGCUCGGAGGAAGACCUCAAGAUGCUUCCGUGGGUGAAAGAGUUCAACAAGUUUGACCUUUACACCAAGGGUGAAGACCUACCCGACCCGAAGGAGCUGAAGCCCUAUUACCAGAGCCUGGUAGACAAAUACUGCCCAGGCCAGCUGUGCUGGUGAGGUCUGGACUGGCCCCCACUUCAGAUGCACCGGGCCAGUCUCUGCAACGGAUCCUUCCAGCCUGGAGGGGAACAGAGGACCCACCGUCCACCGGCUCAGUGAUUCGGCUGAAGGAAAGCCGGUGCCGAGCCUGGCCCCUAGAGGAAGGAUCCGUCUCCCCUUUUAAUCUUCUGCCUGCCAUUUCGCAUCGCUAAAGCUGCUUCAGUGUUCCCACGGUUGAGGGAUGGACAAAGGACACGCACAAGCUGCAUUAAUGACAUUUUGGGGAGAAAAGAAGCUGCCAACAGAUGUUGCUUCUUACACGCCUGUUAUCCUUCAGCUGUGCAUACCUGAGCUUAUCACACAAGACGCUGGACAGGGAGUAGAAGACACACUGCAUCAACCCCUCAAAGCAUCAGUAUAAAAACCAAGAAUGGAUAAAGAUGGCUUGUUUCACCCAAAGGUUCUUUGGACGUCUUACACUGGCUGUGAGCCAUGCUGUGGCCGGUUCCCAUCUCUUGUGUUGUAAGACCCAAUAAAUGUCUCUCCUUGUAAGUAA
Pogona vitticeps (central bearded dragon) is the source of this 1478-nucleotide messenger RNA. It is a transcript of the gene MIOX, whose product is annotated as myo-inositol oxygenase. Gene Ontology annotation, molecular function: iron ion binding; inositol oxygenase activity. The record is from RefSeq and is a predicted model, not a curated record. NCBI's taxonomy places the organism in Eukaryota, Metazoa, Chordata, Lepidosauria, Squamata, Agamidae. Gene Ontology annotation, biological process: inositol catabolic process. Gene Ontology annotation, cellular component: cytoplasm.